GCUGAGGGCUGGCCCAGGGUAGCCCAGAUGUUCCCGGAAGUGCAAGUGCGGGAAAGAACAGUGAGGGUGUGUGCAGAGGGUGUGUGUCCAGGAGCCCCGCAGACGUGGCAGCUCCGGGUAGGGGCUGGACUAGGGCAGUGAGCUCUCUUCCUUUGCCCAGCUGGUAUCCAGGCCCAAGAGAACUCUGCGCCAGCCUCGGACAAUGCACCAGGAUGGUCACUAUCCUCAGCCUUCUCCAUUUGUGAAUGGUUCCUUGGAACAGGAGCCUCAAAGGCAGCCCCCAGAGAUGCUAGGUGAGGUCAGGGGACUGCCUCCAGGGGACGGGCUGCCACUACUGACUUUCAUCAUCGUUGCCUUCAUCCUACUGGCUAUCUGCAUUGUGCUGGCAGUUCACUUUGGGCCUAUGUUGCACCAGGGUCAUGCCACUCUCCUCCCAGAGCCACCAGCCCUUAAGCCAGAGAAUGGCAUUUACCUCAUCCACUGGCGGCUGCUAGGCCUGCAGGACAGCCACAGAGAAAUCCAGCAGGGACUUCCUAUGCCUCACUCUGGCCCAACCCUAGACGGUCACAGGGCCAGCAUUGAUGAAGUCACAUAUCUGUAGGAGGAUGAUUUGGAGUUAGCCUGACUGGUCUCGGGACAAGAAACUGCACUGAAAAGUGAAUUGGAGCCUGGAUGUCGGAGCUACAGACCUCCUGGUCCCUGGACUCGGCUGGAGCUGUGCUCAGAUGUUUAACAAGAAAGCUUCAUAAGUGACUGUGAAACGCUACUUGAGGACCUUGCCUAGAGACUUGGUGCCGAGGCCACCCUUACAAAGCUCCCGUCCGGAACACCAGGACCUCCUCAGAGUUCCUGUUCCCUUCUUGUACUUCUGAUCUCCAUCCCUCUUGGAGUACAGGGAAGACCCCAUCCCUGAGCAGGAACGUCAGAGGUCUACUGAGAAGGCCUUCACACAUCGGCUGAGCCAGAGAGAACUAGAGCGAAGAGCUGUGGGGCGUCCUCUCUGACACACUGGGUGCUCUGCAAAGGAGGCACUUCUGUUGCCUCUCUGCCUUUGGAGGGCACCUUUGGCUGCCAGGCCUUGGCCCUGUUGAUAACCUCCAAAGCUCCUGGAAUCUGUAAUCUCCACUUAGAGUUUCAAGAUUGGCUUUGAGCGUCCCCAGCUCUGUCUUGACAUCCUAGGAUCUGAUGGUGGAGUGUGGGGGCUCUUAUUACAUCUUAUUUUCUGUGUGAGGGUAGGCCUGUUGGAACAAGCCUAAAAUU
This is a messenger RNA of Acomys russatus (golden spiny mouse), 1260 nucleotides long. It is a transcript of the gene Smim33, whose product is annotated as small integral membrane protein 33. The record is from RefSeq and is a predicted model, not a curated record. The transcript has 2 exons. Bases 203 to 601 code for a protein of 132 amino acids. Lineage: Eukaryota; Metazoa; Chordata; Mammalia; Rodentia; Muridae.